AGAGGAAAAGGGACUAGGUGGCAGUGUUGCAGCUCUUCGGGGUAAAAUCGGCGAAGGAUGUGACGUGUCUUCCGUCCUCUGUUGGUUCAAAAGUUUCAGCGCGCAGCAAUAGCUGAUUUUGUUUUGUGAAACCGGGUAUAAUGGAGUUUGACGAAAGCGUCAUAGUGAAACGAAUCGACAAUUUAAAGCUGAUUACAGCAGCAGAACCGGAACAUUUUAUGACUCUCCAUUGUCUGCAAUGUAACACGGUUCUGGCGGACUCUUUCGGCGUCUGUGGAGAACUGAAAUGCAUCGACUCCAUUAUGUGCAUACGAGUAACCAAUGAUGUGGUUGUGAGCGAUGCAAUGGAGUCAGUACACAAAGGGGAAAUGGCUAACUGCAUUUGCUCCCAUCUGAAAUGUCGUUUGUGCAACUGUGUCCUGGGGAAAGUUGUUUAUGCUGCUCCUUCACAUCUGGCUGCUAUUCGCUCCAUCUUUCUCCUGAACAAAGCAAAAAUGAGCUGUUACAUCCUUGACAGCAUCUCAAUGGUAAAAGCAUCUUCACUCUCAUUUGAUAUGAAGCCCCUUCAAGAAACUGUUCAUGAGGCGAGACAAGAGCUCGAAGAACGCCUGGAUCUGAUGGCUCCCACCUGUAGCCGACUGGCUGACAUGAGCUUGAGCAGUCAAAGCUCCACGUAGUGUCUUUAAGGUGUUUGGAUUCUGGGUUGUAUGUGUGAGAGCUGGGGUUUGUCAUUGAUGUCCUUGGAUUCAGCUUCUUCAAGCAUUACUGAUUUAUUUUUAAUGCUCCCAUGAACCCUUUCAUUAGUAGACAUCCUCUCCAAGCCACAAACAUCACAAGAGACUACAACUUCCUAACUUGAACCGCUUCUUGAACCCAUUAUUUAGCAACACCAAACCUGCAAAAGUACUUUACAGAUAUUUGUAAUUUGCUCAAGUGUAAACUAUCCCGUCAGCUCCAUGAGCAUUGUUGACUGAAAACCUUAUGUUUAUACAUGCACAGAUCGAAACUUUACAUUUUCUUUCAUUUAUAUCUAUUGUUGAUUCUUGUCACUUUCUGUUGGGCAUUCAGCUCAACAUGGUAAGAUGUUCUAUGUACUCUAUUUAAUUCUGAUAAUGUACCCUUUUUCUAUUGUAAAUGUUUUCAAUAGACUCAAGUUCUACUUCU
Molecule: messenger RNA, 1164 nt
Organism: Girardinichthys multiradiatus
Lineage: Eukaryota; Metazoa; Chordata; Actinopteri; Cyprinodontiformes; Goodeidae
Gene: oip5
Product: opa interacting protein 5
Exons: 5
Coding region: 141-677 (178 amino acids)
Biological process (GO): chromosome segregation; CENP-A containing chromatin assembly
Cellular component (GO): chromosome, centromeric region; chromatin; nucleus
Source: RefSeq, a predicted model, not a curated record